This is a messenger RNA of Dendronephthya gigantea, 2786 nucleotides long. RefSeq names its product glutenin, high molecular weight subunit PW212-like. NCBI's taxonomy places the organism in Eukaryota, Metazoa, Cnidaria, Anthozoa, Malacalcyonacea, Nephtheidae. The record is from RefSeq and is a predicted model, not a curated record. Bases 241 to 1035 code for a protein of 264 amino acids. The transcript has 5 exons.
AGGGAAAAAAUUGAACGAGAUUUUUGUUAAAUGAGGUCAGUUCAUGUGGCUUAAAACGCUUGACAGGUUAUCGCCCCAAGACAACGAUUGUUAUAUCGCGUAGUUGGAAGAAAUACAAAAAUUAUAAAAACAAGGUUUGUCAGUUUAGUAAAUUUGAGGAAUAUAAUCGUUGAUCUAGCCUAAAUUUUGUUGUUGUUUCCAGUGAUAUUCUUGUAAUACAAGAGGACAGAUUGCAGAAAUAUGAAAUAUUGUGUUAUCAUUUCAAUAUUAGUGUCAGUGACGACAGCUGUGCCCCGAAAAUAUCUGGAUGGUCAUCCAGAGGAUGAUUCUUGGGGAAAGCUAAACCCAGCCCAAGCUGCAGAACGUCAACAGAAUGACUACAGACAGCAGCGACCAGGAAGUUACGGGCAGUUUGGACAACCUACUAGCCAAUAUGGGCAGCCUAAUCAAUAUGGACAGCCCAACCAAUAUGGACAGCCCAACCAAUAUGGACAGCCCAACCAAUAUGGGCAGCCUAAUCAAUAUGGACAACCUAACCAAUAUGGACAGCCCAACAACCAGUAUGGACAACAAAAUAAUCCGUAUGGUCAAGCUUACACUCAGAAUCCGUACGGACCUCAACAACCUGGAGGUUAUGGAGGAUAUAAUCCUGGAUUACAGCAAGGAAAGGGAAAGAAAGGCAAAGGAAAGAAAAACGGUGGACUUGUGCCACCUAUGCAACCUCCGAUGCAGCAACCCUAUGGUCAAGCUCCGUAUGGACAACAACAAGGUUUUGGUCAACAACCUCAACAGCCUGGUCAAUGUGCUUCACCAUGUAGUCAGGCGUGUGCUCCAGCCUGUUCAUCUCAGUGCUGUGGUGCUAACAAUGCCUUCACCGCAAUGCAACCUCCACCAUCUAUGACGCAAUCAUCGUGCCCAGGCGCCUGUCCAAACUCGUGUGCUCCGGUUUGCAAUCAGAAAUGCUGUUGGGAUAAAAGAACGGCGAUCCCAAGGCCAGCGGCAAUUCCACACCCAUACCAACAGUACUAUUAUUAAACGCAUUAGCUGAAACACUGAGACAACGAUAUUCUCGAAAACCUAAAGUCAAUAGUUUUGGACGUUUGCUCCAACCUUUGUAGCCAGUUCCAAAAUCAUAUAUGACAUAUACGAGAAUAAUCGAGAAAGUAUUUCAAAUUGACAAUCAAGCACAUAAUGGCAAAGGUUACCUAGCAACAAAUUUUCAACCUCAAUAGAAAACGCAUAAUGCUGAAACCUUUGUCAGUACCACAUUGUUCAUUAUAGUAUCCAAGCCAAAUCUAUGUACAAACAAAUUGACAAUAGUUUCUAUAUUUUCUAUAACUACUUCAGAACUAUGGUUAAUAAUUAAUCAUAGCACCUGUGAAUUGGUUCCAGUUGGUAGACAUAGCUCACAAUAGUCGAAUAUUUUCCUUGUACGAAGAAAAUAAAAUAUUGAAAAAGUAUUUUGUUUUUGGCCGGAACUGAAUUUUGUUUCACAUCAACGAAAGCGAGUUGGGGAUUCUGUACUUUAGGUAUGAAAAGAUGGCAAAAUAUAGAGGACUGAUUCUACUAGCCGCUGUUCUGUGUGCUGUAACUGGACAACAAACAAAAGGAGCUGUGUGCGAGGAAAGAUGCCAACUCCAGUGUACACCAGAUUGUGAUUUCGCCUGUUGUAUCCCCGCUCAUCCCUCAGGUCGUGAAUCGUACGCACAAGAGACUGGAACUAGUGAAGAGACGACGUUCACGCCAUCGACAUCUUGGCUUAACGCCCAACAAUGUGCAGAACCAUGCUCGAGCUCGUGUAGUCCUGCGUGCACUAACGAGUGCUGCGCGAAGUCGGCAAAUCAAAAUCACGAAGGUCUGAGACCAUUAAACGAGCAAAGAAAACCAAUGCCAUAUAACGAUUAACGAUUUCAAUUAAAAUGUUUGUUCCUUUACCUCUGUAUUAAAACUAGAUUAACAAGCGAUCAUUCAUGACAACAAAAGAACGGUAUUAUAUGCUUGAUGUAGAAGAAAAUAUCCUGGCUUGCCGUGUUGGAAAUUAUUCCUUUGGGGUCGGGUAAAACAAUUUUGUAAAUGUACCUGAGCACAGAUAUUCAGAGUGUGCCAAAAAUGUGCCUGAGCAGCAUUCUAAACCUUCAGGAACUAAUUGUAAAGUAACUCAUAUCUAUGGUUAAUAACAGAAUUUCUUAAUCUGGGGCAGGUUGUUUAAAACGUUCAAACUAGAAUUCGAGUAGUUUAAUCGUAGUUAACUCGAAAAUACACGAUUCUGAUUGGCCAAUUCUGCCACUAACUGUAAUUAAAUGUUAACCGCCCCCUAUUAUACCACGGACCCCAGGACGUUUAGGGAUAGAAUCUGAUAUAGAACUACCCUGUCUACCCAUAUAAUUGAGAAACUGAAUAUACAUGGGAAUUUAGUGAAUUUAAUAAAAUAAAAAGCUAUAUUAUAUUUAAACAUCUGGGGCCAGUUGUUCAAAGCUUGGUUAGCACUAAACCUGGGUUAAAUUUUAAUCCACUUAAGGUGCUUCUGAACCGCUGUUCGUUCUAAAACCUGUACAAAAUAUGGCUUUUGUCGGUCCAGAAAAUAUUUAUGGAAAAAGAUAUUCAACUUUGUAAACAAAAGAUUAAAAAAAUUGAUGUAAAGAUUUGCUUUAACCCAGAGUUAAGCUAACCAGCUUUAACAACGGGCAGGGGUAAGAUGUUACAUUGGCUUACUAAUACUAAUAAAUGCUUUUUUGCAACCACGCGUUUUUCAUAGGCACGGAAUGGUUUGAAUUCAUUCAAAUGAC